AUGAGUUCAAGCGGUGAUUCCCUCUCCAUGGUUGACGCGGAUAGCGUUAGUUCUAAUGCUCUCUGGAUCCUCACCCCGACAACCAAGAGCAACUACUAUCGCCUUCACACAGUUGCCAGGGGCGUGGGGAAGUCGCUCGACGUUAUCAAUGACGGAGUGGAAAACAUCAAUCUCCACAUGGCCGACACCGGUGAUUUCUCCGGCCAGUUUUGGAGAUUCGACAAUUGGACUCCAUGCGGUCAGUGUUAUCCAUAUCGCCUGAGCAAUACUUUUACGGGACAAGAUAAGCACCUGGACGUAUACUCGGAUACGUUUGUUGCUCACCUCGCUGGUGGCAACCAUAGCGGGCAGCAUUGGGAGCUUGUUCUUACAUCCACUGUUGCGCCACUCGCAGAUGCUUCUACUACGUCCAAAUCAUGA
Messenger RNA from Trichoderma aggressivum f. europaeum, 420 nucleotides. RefSeq lists its product as uncharacterized. Bases 1 to 420 code for a protein of 139 amino acids. The transcript has a single exon. Lineage: Eukaryota; Fungi; Ascomycota; Sordariomycetes; Hypocreales; Hypocreaceae. The record is from RefSeq and is a predicted model, not a curated record.